Danio rerio (zebrafish) is the source of this 1346-nucleotide messenger RNA. It is a transcript of the gene endog, whose product is annotated as endonuclease G. The record is from RefSeq and is marked provisional. Lineage: Eukaryota; Metazoa; Chordata; Actinopteri; Cypriniformes; Danionidae. Gene Ontology annotation, molecular function: nucleic acid binding; hydrolase activity; metal ion binding. Gene Ontology annotation, cellular component: mitochondrion.
GAUACGUCCUACGCGCUAGUUUAGCCGGUAGGACAAACUCACAUGGGUCAUGUAAAAAAUAUCGGAAUAACUACAGCACGUCCACUUUAUCUUAACAUAUUUAUUGCCCGUAAACGAUGUAUCGCGUUUUCUGCUCGCGGUGGGUUUUACCCGGUUUGUCACUGACAGCUGGCAUUGGCAUCGGUGCCACACUGACAGCAGCGGGUGACAGGCGUAAUAACAACAGGAAAGCGAGUUUGCUGGAUCGCGUGCCGGUCAUCCCGAUACCAAGCGUCGACGCGGCGUCAGAGAUCAGCCCGUACCAGCCGGGACAGGUCUCUGUAAACCGGUCUACAGCUGCGAUGAAAUACGGCUUUCCUUCCCUGUCCAACAUCAAAAGCAGAGAGUCUUACGUGACCUCCUACGACCCUAGAAACAGGACGGCAGCCUGGGUCAUCGAGCAGCUGAACGCAGAGACGGUCACCGGAAGCUCGGACAGAAAGUACUGCGAGUUCAAAGAGGACGAGUCGGUUCAUGUUUACCACAGGUCCAGCAAUGCGGAUUAUAAGGGGAGUGGAUUUGACAGGGGUCACUUGGCAGCAGCAGCCAAUCACAAGUGGAGCCAGAAAGCCAUGGAUGAAACAUUUUACCUGAGCAAUGUGUCUCCACAGAAUCCUAAUCUUAACCAGAAUGCCUGGAAUAACUUGGAGAAGUAUUGUCGCUCUCUCACCAAGCAUUACCAGAAUGUCUUUGUAUGCACUGGACCACUCUACUUACCACGACAGGAAGCUGAUGGGAAGAUGUACGUGAAAUAUCAGGUUUUGGGAAAGAAUCAUGUAGCGGUGCCGACUCACUUCUUUAAGGUGGUGAUUCUGGAGAAGCCGAGAGGAGAUGUGGAGCUGCGCUCCUAUGUGAUGCCCAACAUGCCGGUCGAUGAGAAGAUUCCACUGGAGCGCUUCCUGGUUCCUAUUGAGAGCAUUGAGAGAGCGUCAGGACUGCUGUUCGUACCAAACAUCAUGAAGAGGACCAGCAGUCUGAAAGCCAUAACAGCAGGAUGAGUUUACAGUCAAUGCUGAGGGCGAAAGUAAAAUCCAUCAAAAAUUCAUAACAAAAGUUUUAAGGAAAACUACUGAGAAAACACAUAGAAGUCAAUGUAUAGUGAUAAUGACUGUCAUAUCACUGUCUGAUGUUGUAUUGUUUAGUAGAGAUUUUGUAUUAUUACUGUUGUUAGAUGUCAGCCAUUAACAGGGAUUUUAUAAUAUAACAAUUAAUUUAUGCCGAGCCAAAACUGUACAGAAGUAGAUUUUAAUACAGAUAGUGAUAUUUGAAUCUGUACUACUAGAAAUAAAAACUGUGCAAUCUUUAAA